CAUUUGUUUCAACGACUUUGCUGUUUCGGCGUUGGUUAGGUUGAAAUUACGGCAGAAUCUGAGAUGCAGAAUGCAACAAAAGCGUGUUUCAGUUGGUGUCGUGAAUGAUAGAUGCUUGGUAUUAAAGAAAUUUACUCUCACCUUGAUCGAGGUGUAAAGAAAUUCGUCCGAGAAAAACCGAGUGCGCGUAAUAGUGACAUUUACAGUACACAAUGUGCUUUUUCGUGUUAAAUUGCGUAUGAGAUACGUCUUCCUAUCUAACGAAUCGUCAAAAUUAUGUGUAUAACGGAAUAUUAUUGUUAUUAAUUUAUUCGAUCACUCAACAUGUGGUGUCUCAAAGAACACGAAGGUCGUUGUAUUUAUAUUCUGCUAGGACGUCAAAUAUCUUUUGGCAAAUCUCUAAGUGACAUCAAAAUAGAAGGUGAUACUACAAUAAGCAGACUCCACGCGAUUGUUUCUGUGGAAUCUUGUGGAGAAUCUGAACUGCAACAUAAAUGUGUUAUCUAUGAUAAAUCCAAGUAUGGAACAUAUAUUUUGCGAGACGGAAAGGAGAAAAAAUUGAUUAUGGAUGAAAAGUUUGUUUUGAGAGCUGACGAUAAAGUGAAGUUUGGACUAAGACACAAUAUCUUCACUGUGACAUAUCACCCGUUUGUGGUUGCAACGUCGAGUUUGAGCAAAGAGGAAACUGACAAACUAAAGAAUAUUAUGAAGGCUCUUGGUGGUAUCCUGUCUGACAACUGGAAUAAUUCCUGCACAUGUCUGACUGUGCCUGAGAGGUUCUUGUUUACUAUAAAAUUGGCUUGCGCGCUAGCCUCUGCAAAGACAAUUGUCACCAUCGCAUAUUGGGAGGCUGUAAUGGAAGCCACUGAGGAAAUGAAGGAAUUACCGAAAAUCGACGAUUUCUUACCUACUGUGAAGGAAGAUUGGCUGCACGCUGGUGCGGAAUUAUUCUUGCCUAAGGAGGAGCGCAGGAUGCUGUUUCGCGGCCUAUCCUUCGUGCAUUUCUGCGCGAAACAAUACGCUGCAUACUUUCCGAUAAUUACUGCGGCAGGCGGAAAAUCGUGUGUAUACCCAACGAGAAAACCCUUAACUCCUCGGGAUCUGACUGCUAAGAAUGCUAUUGUCAUACAACAGCCUGCCAAUGAUUCCUCGCAAUUCACAAUUCAGGUCAUCACGGAUUACCCGACCAUCUAUAACAAGCUGAGCAAGCUCAAACGCAGAAUGAUCUGUGAUUCGGAAAUCCCGCUUGCCAUUUUGUACUGUUCCACUGAAAAGUAUUGCAAUCCCGAGUUCAACUUUGGUACACUUCUUAAAUCAAGCACUCAGACAUCCUUGCCCUCUGGUCUCGUGAUCGUCGGAGACACGCAGGACACUCUGUCGACAAGCACUAAGAGAAAAAUCGGAAGUAAAGAGCAGCAACGAAUUAUUCCCGAAACUAUCGACUCGCAGUAUGACAACGAUAUUGCGAAAAAAGCACGUCUCUCUCUUGAAAGUAGAGAAAAAGUUAUUUCUGGGAACAACGAGAAUGGGAGCGAUGUUGUCUGUAUUUUCUCCAGCAAAAACAACAAACAACCUCGAAUUAUCCCGGAAACCUGCGAUUUCGACAAAAGUAUCGCGAACGAUAGUUUCCCACAGAGCAACGCCAUAAACCCCCGAGUUAUUCCCGAAUCUUGCGACAGAAGUAGCAUCGGCAGUUGGAGCGCAGAAAACGAGCAACGCGUGGAAAAUGUUUUGCGAGAAGAUGUCGAGUCUCGACAACGGAAGGAAAUUGUAUUGGAGAAACGUCAGUUGCUAUUUCAGAAAGAUUUGUUGCCUGAAAGCAAUGAUACGACAUUUAUGGAAAAUAACUUGUCGCGUAAAAGAAAGAGCUUGCUUUUUGAAAAGAGUUGUUCUGCCGACAAAGAUGAUUCAGCUGGUCAAAAGGAUGAGAACGAAAGCCGGAAGAACUCGAGAGGACUGCGUAUCGUAUCAAUAGAGAAAAUCGCUAGUGGUGAAAGAAAUCUAAUGGAAGAAGACGUGUUGAAAAAAGACCACUCCAGAAUUGAAGAGUCUCUAGACUUUACGUUAAGACAGCAAGAUAAACAUGAUGAAAAAAUAGAAAUAAUCGACGUAGAUAAGGGAAAUGAGAGAGAGGAAGAGAAAUCGCGAGAAAUGGGAGCGGAAAAAGUGAAAAUAGAAGAAAAAGACGAAACGAGUAGGAAGAGACCGCGAAAAAUGGGAACAAAUUGGUAUGACAGAUACUUAGGUUGCGAAUACACAAACAAAGUUCUGCGCAAGGAUGCACCGUGCGGUAAAAGAUUUGUGAAGGUACCAGUUCCAAUCCCCGUAAGGAAACUGAAGUCGGACGACUUUGUCCUGUGAUUGUCCUGUGCCAGAAAAGUAACUUAUAGACGUUAUUCCAAUUAUACAUAAAUAAAUAAUCGUUUCCUUUAGUGUCUUAUAUAUUUUUCUACAUUAGAUAACAGACAGCGGUGAUAUUUCCGGAAAAAAGGAUUUGUAUCUUUACGUUGAUUAUUAUUGAAAAAAAGAGAAGAAUACAUUUCCUCUAUCUAAAUAAAAAGAGAUGAUAAGAAAGUUAUACUUCCAAUAAAAUUAGAAGAAAUAAUUAAAAAAUAAAUGUUCAUAAUUUAUAUAGUUGUAUAGUUGA
Molecule: messenger RNA, 2647 nt
Organism: Dinoponera quadriceps
Lineage: Eukaryota; Metazoa; Arthropoda; Insecta; Hymenoptera; Formicidae
Gene: nbs
Product: nibrin
Exons: 11
Coding region: 325-2361 (678 amino acids)
Biological process (GO): double-strand break repair via homologous recombination; mitotic G2 DNA damage checkpoint signaling
Cellular component (GO): Mre11 complex
Molecular function (GO): protein binding; damaged DNA binding
Source: RefSeq, a predicted model, not a curated record